AUGCAAGCAACUGAAGGGUAUAGUGAAAGCCAUUUAUCUGGGAGUGUUGGCUCUGUCUAUAGAGGGACUCUUAAUAAUGGAAGGGAUGUGGCAGUGAAGGUGUUCAAUUUGCAACACCAAAAUGCAUUCAAGAGUUUUGAUGUAGAAUGUGAUGUCUUGCGCAGCCUUCGGCAUCGAAAUUUGUGCAAAGUCAUUAGUACUUGCUUCAGUCCAGAUUUCAAGGCCUUGGUUCUCGAGUACAUGUCUAAUGGAAGCCUGGAGAAUAUGAAACCAAGCAGCGAAAAUUUUUCUGGGGAAUUAAGCCAGAGGAGCUGGAUAAAUGAUUCUAUGCCCAAUGCUAUUACUCAAAUUAUAGAUUCGAACUUGUUGGUUCCAGAAGAAGAAUAUUACACAGAAAAGUUGAAAUGUUUAUCAUCUAUAAUGGAACUAGCUUUAAAUUGCUCCAUGGAAAGUGCAAAUGAGAAGAUGAAUAUGAAAGAAGAAGUCGUAGCAUUGAAGAAGAUCAGAUAUGAGAUCCUGGCAUAUUACCCGAAUACAAAAGGGCAGCCUUAA
This is a messenger RNA of Fraxinus pennsylvanica, 552 nucleotides long. Lineage: Eukaryota; Viridiplantae; Streptophyta; Magnoliopsida; Lamiales; Oleaceae. The record is from the annotation of a GenBank genome assembly.